AUGACAGUGCACAUUGUGUCCUUUGUGUUAAAUCAGCUCUCAGUUUUGCUCCGAGACGAGGCAAAAUUAUUGGGCGGGCUUGCGCAAGAGAUCCAGCUCAUCAUGGAUGAACUGGGGCAUAUGAAAGCUUUCUUAAAAUUUGCAGAAGCUAAAGAAGAAGAUGAUCCAAGACUUGAAGAGUGGGUUAUGCAAGUGCAGGACGUUGCUUACGAUGUUCAGGACAUUGUUGAAGAAUUUAUGCUCCGGUUUGGUUGCAAUCACGGACAUGGGUUUCAUGGUCAUGCUCGAAAGAUAAUCACCUCAGUAGGGAUUGCUUUUGAGGUACAAAGCAUCAGGUCCCGAAUCACGGGUAUUUCUGAAGGUCACAAGAGAUACCAAUCUGAAUAUGGUACCUAUGGCAACGUCUCAGCUUCUGAUCCUGGGAACAAUUCGUGGCAAUGUAAUAGAGAUGAGGCCCUUCUUGUGGAAGAAGCAAAGUUGGUGGGCAUUGACUCCCCCAAGCAGCAACUCAUUUGUCAACUCCUUGACGGCUGUUCUGAGCUCAAAGUUGUUUCAGUUUUAGGCAUGGGAGGGAUUGGGAAAACUACACUGGUGAAAAAGGUCCAAGAAGAUGCAAAUGUCAAAAGACAGUUCGAGAUCCUUGCCUGGGCAACUGUCUCACAAACCUGUUAUAUGGAGGAGUUUCUCAAAGACCUGAUUCAACAAUUAUACCAAGGAACAGGGAAACCUGUUCCUCAAGAAGCUGCCUCCAUGAAUAAUACUGAUAGGCUAAAAGCAAUUGUCAAAGAUUUCCUCAGAGUAAAGAGGUAUCUAAUAGUGUUUGAUGAUGUCUGGGAUGUGAGAUUCUGGGAUGUCAUCAAAUUUGCAUUACCUGAAGGUUGUUGUGGUAGUCGCGUAAUGCUCACUACACGAAUAGCUGAUGUAGCUUAUGCCUCUGAUGUAGAAUUUCAUAGCUAUGUCCACAGAAUGCAGCCCUUGUCAUCUGAAGCGUCUUGGAAUCUGUUCUGUAAGAAGACAUUCAAGAACAGUAGCUGCCCUGACUGUCUAAAAGAUGUCGCAAAACGCAUAUUGAGAAAAUGUGAGGGAUUACCACUUGCCAUUGUUGCAAUUGGCGGAGUUUUGGCUUUGAAAGACAAAAGCAAAGUAGAUGAAUGGAAGAUAGUUGAACGUAGCCUACUGGAUUGUAGUGAUAAGCUGGAUAGAGUUGAAAAAAUACUCUCUCUUAGCUAUCAUGAUCUGCCCUACCAUCUCAGGACCUGUUUUUUGUAUGCAAGUAUUUUCCCUGAGGAUUAUCAAAUAGAAGAGGCACGAUUAAUUCGAUUAUGGAUUGCAGAAGGAUUCAUACAAGGGAGGACAAGGAUGAGUCAAUAUGAAGUGGCUCGAGCCUACCUAAGUGAGCUUACCAAUAGAAGCUUAAUCCAACAGAGAGAUGAUUCUUAUGAUGGCAGCACCAGAGCCUAUCAUAUCCAUGACCUUUUCCGAGAAAUUAUUGUCUCCAAGUCAAGCAAACAACAAUUUGCAACCACAGCCACGGGAGAACUGACAAGUUGGCCUAAGAAGGUUCGACGCCUAGUGAUUCAUGAUUUCACUGGCCACACACAUCGAAGCAUUUGUUUUAAGUAUCUGCGCUCUUUGGUAACCUUCAAAUCAUCGGAACCUUCGUCCAAAUCCUUGCUGUCCAAGCUCUUACGUGGUGGUUGUAGGCUACUGAAGGUAUUAGAUUUGGAAGGUGCAGAAUUGGAGGAAUUGCCAGACGAAAUCUUCAAGCUGUAUCAUCUCAAGUUUUUGAGCCUAAAACACACAAGAGUUAAAAUCAUUCCAAAGUCCAUUGGACGUCUCCGGAAUCUGGAGUAUCUGGAUCUAUCUUUCACUGCUGUAAGUGAGUUACCUGAGGAAAUGCUACAUAUAAGAGGACUCCUCCAUCUCGUGGCAUAUGCAUUUCAACAAGUUACGUACAAAUACGACAUCAACGGAUUUAAAGCUCCAAACAACAUUGGGAGGCUUCUUUCUCUGGAGUGGUUAUUUUACAUAGAAGCGAAUGACACAUCAAUGAUGAGAGAGAUAGGAGAGCUUAAGCAAUUGAGGAGGCUAGGCAUUACAAGUCUAAGAAGAGAAAAUGGAAAGGAGCUCUGCUCCUCUCUUGGGAGGCUCUCCAAUCUUGAGCAACUAUAUGUUCAAGUAUCACAUAAGGAUGAGGUAAUUGAUCUAAAUUACAUGAACAGCUCCUUGAGUUCAAGUCUUGAAAAUCUUCAAAUGUUAUGCUUGAGGGGCCGUUUAGAAAAGGUACCCAAAUUUAUAUGUUCUUUACAAGGCUUGACCUCAAUAGAGUUGCUCUGGAGCGACUUAAUUGAUGAUCCACUUGAAUCCCUUCAGCAUUUGCCAAAUCUGCAAACAAUGGAUCUGAAUGAGGCAUACCAAGGAGAGGUUUUGUGUUUCAAGGCUGGAAGCUUUCCGAAGCUUGAGCAGUUAAACAUUCUUGCUUUAAGCGGUUUGAGAUGGUUGAGUGUGGAGGCAGGAUAA
This is a messenger RNA of Coffea arabica (coffee), 2520 nucleotides long. The record is from RefSeq and is a predicted model, not a curated record. NCBI's taxonomy places the organism in Eukaryota, Viridiplantae, Streptophyta, Magnoliopsida, Gentianales, Rubiaceae.